Messenger RNA from Pseudogymnoascus destructans, 336 nucleotides. RefSeq lists its product as uncharacterized. The coding region runs from base 1 to 336 and encodes 111 amino acids. The transcript has 2 exons. Lineage: Eukaryota; Fungi; Ascomycota; Leotiomycetes; Thelebolales; Thelebolaceae. The record is from RefSeq and is a predicted model, not a curated record.
AUGGUCACAAAGAUUCAAGCCGCAAGCUCUACGGAUGAUAAGCUCGUGGAGGAAUGCGAGGAAAAGACAAACUGCGAUUGCGACCCUACAAUAACUUGGACAACUCCAGCAAAAGCCAAACCAACGACACCUCCUGAAAACACUGUCGCUAUUAUCGUCGACGUUCGGAUGAGCAAAGGAGCAAUCCGGAUCUUCCAAAAAUCUGGCAGCGAAUAUCUCGAUGGCAUAGGAACGGAGCAGGCCGGCAAUCUGGUGAUUGUCCCCUGGAGUAGUGCCUGGUAUAUCUCUGCUGCUGGAUCUCUUCCAGUAGGGUAUGUUGCUAAGAGGGGCGUUUAA